GGCCAGUGGGUGCUAUAGAGUCACAGAGGAAGGCCAAGGAGGACCUACAUAGGAAAUAGGAUGGUCAGAGACUGCGAACACAGUACAGGAGACGGUCAGAGACUGCGGACACAGUACAGGGGAUGACCAGAGACUGCGGACAGUACAGGAGAUGACCAGAGACUGCAGACACAGUGCAGGAGAUGACCAGAGACUGCGGACACAGUACAGGAGACGGUCAGAGACUGCGGACACAGUACAGGAGACGGUCAGAGAGACUGCGGACACAGUACAGGAGACGGUC
This is a messenger RNA of Staurois parvus, 283 nucleotides long. The record is from the annotation of a GenBank genome assembly. Lineage: Eukaryota; Metazoa; Chordata; Amphibia; Anura; Ranidae.